Molecule: messenger RNA, 830 nt
Organism: Arabidopsis arenosa
Lineage: Eukaryota; Viridiplantae; Streptophyta; Magnoliopsida; Brassicales; Brassicaceae
Source: the annotation of a GenBank genome assembly
AAGCCGUUUAUGUGUGUAAUCGAGGAAUUUGAGACGCCGAAAUCAUCAAGUCAACAGAAGCUGUUGUCCAUUGGCGGAGGAAGACCAAACUCAAUCGGAACCGAAAGUGAUUUGGAGUGAAAUCUGUGAUGGAAGCUCCAAAUUAGGUACAUUCUGUAGCUUGGAAUUCUAAUGGAACAAAUCUUGCUUCGGGUUCUGUUGAACAAACGACUCGCAUUUGGAAUAUCGAACCACACGGUCAUGUAAUUUCUUUACCUUUUGAGCUAUGGGAACUUUGUGUGUUUUUGAUGAUGAUGAAUACAUAUGGAGAAGUAUUCUCUUAAUCGUUUAGUUUUGCUUCUGAAAUAUGGCUGGAGCUUGGUUUAGAAAUCUGUAAAUUUUCUAAUGGAUUAGCUUUGUGUCAUUCACAAAUAUUACUAUCAAUUGCUAAGAUAUGUCUUCUUCGAGUUAUACAGGUGGAAAAUGCACACAGCAGGCAGAACUUAGUGGAGAGAAUAUAAACAUCACUUACAAACCUGAUGGGACACAUGUAGCUGUUGGUAAUAGGGAUGAUGAGCUUACCAUUCUGGAUGUUAAUGAGAUUGAUUGGAACAUGCCUGGAGAUUUUUUCUUCUUGAAUACUGGAGUUGAGCAAAGUCGAAGAGCUGACCAAGAGUCUCUUGGAUUUGUGCUUCUGUACUUCUUAAGAGGAAGGUGUGUUGAUUUUUCGACUUGUUCUUUGUGUUCUUCUUAAAACUAGUGUUCUACUUAAGACAUGUUCUUUGUGUUCUUGGAUAUAUGUUCUUUUCGACUUCUAUACUUCUUAAGAGAAAGAAACUAGUUAACAUUGU